AUGAACGACGCGCUUCAGGCUCAGAGUGGGAACCCCGCGGCUGUUGCAGCGGCAGCGAAGCAGUCGGAGAGGAAGCGUCUCAAGCACCGCGAAUACGUCAAGAAGUCGUACAAGAAGAAACUCACGACACUGGAAAACCUCCGACGGGAAUUAAAUGCUUUGGAUCACCAGUACGCGUCCAUGUUGCUGCAGGAAACAGGAACAUGGCAGUACCAGCAGAUUAAGGGCGGAAACGCUCGUGCCACUACUAGCUUCCAGAGACCCACGAUGCAGAAAUAUCUCCAGGCCACGGGACUGAAGAAAUGGUAUCGAGAGGAGAACGACCGGUUGUAUCAGCUCAAUGCGUGUCACAUGAAAGUCGAGAGCCGGAUGGGGCAACUGUUCGACGCUUACGAAGCCACUAAAGUACCGCUGCACUGCGUCCCGGCUCCUUACCAGUACCACAUCUCGCCGCUUUGUGCUGCUGCGUACGAGGGAUUGAUUGACAAGGCGAAGAUUGACGUGCUGUGCUUCGCUCGUAACCCGGUGAAAGUCAGCACGGGAGCUCAAAUACUCGGCUGGACAGACAAGCGCGAGGUUCACGAGCGGAAGUUUGAGUUUGCGCUGCAAAAGGAGAUUGGAGUCUCACCUCUUGUCUUGUUGCAGAGGAGUUGGUCGAUCUUUUCGGAUCCCGUGGAGUUCUCGAAGAUCUAUGGCUCUGCGCUGGACGUGCAGUUUCACGUGCUGCAGCAUGUUGAUGAGAACACGAUUCUCAUUUAUCGACGCAUUGCACCGGCGGCAGAUGAUUCGCGAGUAGUCAAGAGUAUAUUUUUGCUUGCAAAGAGAGCUAUUCGCGAAGGGUUUAUGCUGCUCUUUCGGUCGGUCGACAAGGACCUUGUUCACUUCAGAGAGGUGGAUGUUAACGGCCAACCUCAGGAUUACAUGGACUCGACCUCGGCCCUCAAAUUGAUGAGGUCUGAAAUGUGGGUGGACAAGGACGUCUGGGUCCUGAUUCACAACGUCCCCAAAGAGCCGGAAAAGUGUUUGUUCCAGUUUGGCGGGGCCACUACAACCACGCUCUGGCUGCGAGAAGUAUUGUUUAUCGCGGUUCGAUGGGAGAACAUGGCCGUGGGCUCACAGUUCUCACUUACCGCCGAUUGA
Molecule: messenger RNA, 1140 nt
Organism: Peronospora matthiolae
Lineage: Eukaryota; Oomycota; Peronosporomycetes; Peronosporales; Peronosporaceae
Source: the annotation of a GenBank genome assembly